UUGUUUAUUUAUUUAUAUCAUACACUACCUAAAACAAAACAUCAUUGAAUCAAAAUAUAUAUGGAGUAAUUUUUUCUAAUCAAGAUAGACAGACAGGUUCUUUGACUUCCCCCAAGAAAGAUUUAGAAUCUGAAUUCUCAAGGCAAUUUUGAUCUAACAAUGGUUCGUUUGAAAGAGAGAUUUAGUUUGUUCUUCAAUAACAGAUGGCUUGUAUUCGUAGCUGCAAUGUGGAUUCAGAGUUUUGCUGGCAUUGGGUAUUUAUUCGGCAGUAUUUCUCCCAUCAUUAAGAGCUCUUUGAAUUAUAAUCAGAGGCAAAUUGCCAGAUUGGGUGUCGCUAAGGACUUGGGCGAUAGUGUUGGAUUUCUGGCUGGGACUUUAUCCGAAAUCUUGCCUUUAUGGGCUGCUCUUCUUGUGGGUGCUGUUCAGAACUUCAUUGGUUAUGGCUGGGUUUGGCUCAUCGUCACCGGCCGAUCUCCUACUCUUCCUUUAUGGGUUAUGUGCCUUCUUAUAUUUAUAGGAACAAAUGGAGAAACCUACUUUAAUACAGCCGCACUUGUCUCAGGUGUGCAAAAUUUCCCUAAAAGCCGUGGCCCUGUGGUGGGAAUACUUAAGGGAUUUGCUGGGUUGGGUGGUGCAAUUAUGACUCAAAUAUAUGCACUGAUCCAUUCCCCUGAUCAUGCUUCACUUAUAUUUAUGAUUGCUGUGGGACCGGCAAUGGUGGCUAUCGCCCUCAUGUUUAUAAUUAGGCCUGUUGGCGGCCACAGGCAAGUCAGACCAUCUGAUGGAUUCAGUUUUUCAUUAAUUUAUAGCAUUUGCCUCAUUUUGGCUUCUUACCUGAUGGGCGUCAUGCUUGUUCAAGACCUCAUUGAUGUUAGCCACACAGUCACUACAAUCUUCACAGGGAUUUUGUUCGUUCUAUUGCUUAUUCCUGUGGUGAUUCCCAUCUCAUUGACUUUCUCGCAAGAAACUAGAGUACCAUCAGAAGAGGCUCUUUUAUCUGAGUCACAAAAACAAGAUCCUGGAGUAUCUGGACAUGAUCAGGAAAUUAUAUUUAGUGAGGUUGAAGAUGAGAAACCUAAGGAUGUAGACUUGCUUCCAGCAUUAGAAAGGCAAAAAAGAAUUGCCCAACUGCAAGCAAAACUAGCCCAAGCAGCUGCAGAAGGAGCAGUGAGGGUCAAAAGAAGACGGACCCCUCAUAGAGGGGAGGACUUUACCCUAAUGCAGGCUUUGAUAAAGGCAGACUUUUGGAUUAUAUUCUUCUCACUACUUUUUGGUUCUGGAUCUGGUUUAACCGUGAUUGAUAACUUGGGCCAGAUGAGCCAAUCUUUAGGAUAUGAUAACACACAUGUAUUUGUUUCCAUGAUCAGCAUAUGGAACUUCCUCGGUCGUGUUGGGGGUGGAUACUUUUCUGAAAUAAUUGUGAGAGAUCAUGCCUACCCAAGACAUGCAGCCAUGGCUGUUGCCCAAGUUGUAAUGGCUUUCGGGCAUUUCUUCUUUGCCAUGGGAUGGCCAGGGGCUAUGUACAUUGGUACUCUUCUGGUAGGGCUCGGUUAUGGGGCUCAUUGGGCUAUCGUGCCAGCUGCUGCUUCCGAAUUGUUUGGCUUAAAGAAUUUUGGGGCUUUGUACAAUUUCCUCACUAUUGCGAACCCAGCUGGUUCACUAGUAUUCUCAGGUGUUAUUGCUAGUAGUAUAUAUGAUAGUGAAGCUGAAAAGCAAGCUCAACAGCGUCAUCCCGGCCAAUGGAAUGGGGCAUCUUUUUUAUCAAGUUUUCUAGCUGUGGAUGAACCUUUAAAGUGUGAAGGUGCCAUAUGCUUCUUCUAUACUUCCUUAAUACUUUGUGGACUCUGCAUCGUUGCUUCUAUUCUAAGCAUGAUUCUGGUUUACCGAACAAAGACUGUAUACACUAGUCUUUACGGAAAAUCUCGUACAUAAUUCAUCCGGCAAGUGGAAGCUUGGAUAGAAGUUUGAGUAAUUUGCACAGAUACUCUCAACCAGCUUAUGGAUCUAAGAGCAUUUCGUUGAGGUGACAUUGUUAGCCAUAACCAGAACACUUCCUCCAGAAUGUGAGCAAGACAAUGGAGAUGGCAAAGCUACCUUUUUUUGCUCUUAGAAGGUUUUCCUAUUUAUGUGAGAUAAAUGUUUGUAUUGCAAUUUUUGAUUGGUGUAUAUUUCCCUUGUCAUUCAAACUUGAAAUUGUUACA
Molecule: messenger RNA, 2201 nt
Organism: Solanum verrucosum
Lineage: Eukaryota; Viridiplantae; Streptophyta; Magnoliopsida; Solanales; Solanaceae
Product: protein NUCLEAR FUSION DEFECTIVE 4-like
Exons: 3
Coding region: 160-1932 (590 amino acids)
Cellular component (GO): membrane
Source: RefSeq, a predicted model, not a curated record